Molecule: messenger RNA, 2688 nt
Organism: Sordaria macrospora k-hell
Lineage: Eukaryota; Fungi; Ascomycota; Sordariomycetes; Sordariales; Sordariaceae
Source: RefSeq, a predicted model, not a curated record
AUGAGGGCUAUUCAAGCGGGGACCGUCUUAACAUCCUUUUUACUAUCUUCUCUACCAUUUACACUUUCUCAACUCGUGCUACCAAGCGAUCUUCCAGGCGUUUGGGAAUAUGAUGGAUGCUAUACCGAGGUCGACCGAACCAUUGGCGCGGCCGCCUAUGCCGACGAUGAGGAUAUGACCAAUGAAGCUUGUAUCUCCUUCUGUACCGCAAGAGGCUUCCAAUAUGCCGGAACCCAAUACGCACAAGAGUGUUACUGUGGUGAGAGCAUUGCCUCGACUGCCCUCAAGCUCGAGGAUUCACAAUGCAACAUGGCUUGCAAAGGAAACGCAACAGAGCCUUGCGGAGGCCCUUCAAAGCUAUCCAUCUUCUACAGCUCUGCCGCUGUUGGACCUCAAGCAAACCCUGGUGUCAAUGGCUUCUCCCAUCUUGGUUGCUACUCGGAGGGAACAACGGGUAGAACCCUUACCUUCGCUGUCGGCACCAUCCCAGGCGCAACCAUGACGGUGGACAAGUGCACUGCCGCUUGUAAUACUUCUGGCUACAAGUACGCGGGUGUGGAAUUUGGUGGCGAAUGCUUCUGCGGCAAUCGUAUUUCCAACGGAGGUGCCCCUGCCACCAGCGGAUGCAACAUGCUUUGCAACGGCAACACCACGGAGUUCUGUGGUGGUGGUAAUCGCCUGAAUAUCUACAUCAAAGGAGAUCUCCCGCCAACCUCUACCGUUAGCGGCAUUAUUGCUAUUCCAUCCUCAGCCGUUCCCGAGCCCCCAGGCCCCGCCCAACCAGCGUCCGUUGGCAACUAUGUUUGGUACGGAUGCCGAACCGAAGCCACUGGCAACCGCGCUUUGAGCGCUGCUGUUUCCGCGACUGAUGAGAUGACACUCGAGGCCUGCAGCGCCUUCUGCUCUGCCUACACCUACUUUGGCGUUGAGUACUCCCGCGAAUGCUACUGUGGAAACAGCUUCAACGCUGGAUCGGUGGCCGCACCUGACUCUGAUUGCAGUAUGACCUGCGCUGGUAAACCCUCAGAGUAUUGCGGUGCUGGAAACCGAUUGUCUGUCUAUGCCAAAAAUGGCACCGAACCACCGAGCACGACAGUCAUUUCUAGCUCUGCUGUCCCAUCUUCAUUCCCCCAAGCCACUGGCCUUCCGGAGGGUUGGGCUUAUAAAGGUUGCUGGUCUGAGGGCACCACUGGUCGUCUGCUCAACCACCAGGCCCCAGACAGCCAGACUAAUUCUCAGGUCACCGUCGAAGGCAAGGUCAACUUCCUUUCCAAAUGGGGAACCGGUCCUGCCAACGAAACAGGUGCAUACGAGCUUGAUCUUUCCAAGAUCGGUACCAACGCUGCCUUCCGUGAGCUUCAUCUCAAGACUGAUGUCUUCUGCGCCGGCGGUGUGACCUUGCCAGACAAGGUGGGCCGCCAGCUGACCGUUGGAGGUUGGUCUGGGGACUCUACCUACGGCACUCGUCUGUACUGGCCUGGUCACGACUGGGAGGAAAACGUCAACGAGCUGAGCUUGCAAGCCGGCCGCUGGUAUCCCAGCGCUAUGGUCAUGGCCAACGGCUCCAUCUUUGUCAUCGGAGGUGAGACCGGCUCGAACGCUGCCGCCGUCCCUUCCAUCGAGGUCUUGCCUUAUACCGGGACCAAACCACUCUUCAUGGACUGGCUUGAACGCACCGAUCCCAACAACCUCUACCCCUUCGUCGCCGUGCUACCAAGCGGUGGCAUCUUCGUCCAGUACUGGAACGAAGCCAGAAUCCUCGACGAGAGGACCUUCGCGACUAUCAAGGAGUUGCCCAUGGUCCCCGGCGCCGUCAACGACCCUCAAUCCGGACGUACCUACCCCCUCGAAGGCGCCGCCGUCCUUCUCCCGCAGCGCUACCCCUACUCCGAAAACCUCGGCAUUCUCAUAUGCGGCGGUUCCAACAACGGCCCCGGUUACGCCCUCGACAACUGCGUAUCCACGCGCCCCGACGACGCCAACCCGAAAUGGGUCAUCGAGCGUAUGCCCUCCUUCCGCGUGAUGCCCUGCAUGGCUCCUCUUCCCGACGGGACUUACCUGAUCGCCAACGGCGCCCACCACGGUUUUGCAGGCUUCGGACUGGCUAACAACCCGAACAAGAACGCUCUGCUCUACGAUCCUACCAAGCCCGUUGGCUCCCGCAUUACGGUAAUGGCCAACACCACCAUCGCGCGCAUGUACCACUCCGAAGCCAUCACUCUUCUCGACGGGCGCGUCUUGAUCUCCGGCUCCGAUCCCCAGGAUAACGUCAACCCAGAGGAGUACCGCGUGGAAGUGUUCGUACCUCCCUAUCUCCUCAACGGCAAGCCUCGCCCCAGCUUCACCCUUCAAAACCGCGACUGGGACUGGGACCAGAAGAACAUCCCCUUCAACCUCGGGUCGGCCGCUAAGAACGGCGCCAUUACGGUUACGCUUCUGGGUUCGGUAUCAAGCACCCACGGCAACUCGAUGGGUGCCAGGACACUCAUGCCGAACGUGCAAUGCCAGGGCACCAGUUGCACGGUGGACGCACCGCCUAAUGCACAUAUCGCACCGCCCGGGUGGUAUCAGUUCUUUGUGCUGGAUGGAGGGGUGCCGGCUGUGGGCGUGUAUGUGAGGAUUGGAGGGGAUCCGGCGGGACUGGGGAAUUGGCCUAAUAGUGAUGGGUUUUCGAAGCCGGGUGUUUAA